UCUACUGCACGUGGGGGGGUCAUUCUUAAGUGCCUUUGACUUACCUCCGGAUUUUGGAAUCAGGUUCUGUUCUUUCUCCAUGUUAGAGGGAUGAGUUGUAGAUCGUAUAUCUGAUUGUAUCCGCACUGUCCGCGUUUACGGUCAUUGGGCCUUUGAUCAGUACAUCUCAAUGUGAAGAUGUCAGAAGCAUUGCCAUCGUUCUGUACUGCGACUUACUUAAGGAUGAAUCGUCCGAAAUUGACCUGGUUGGGCUUACUCUACCAGCAUUGAAGUCAUUGCUAGACUUGCCAACUGCUCCUGGGUCAAACGUGAAUGAAGGGUAUGACCGAUUAGUUCAUGCCCUUUAUCAGCUUGUUUGCUUCACAGUGAUGAGAUGCGUGGACGAAGUGGUGCAAAGAAGAUCAAGAACAACCUCUUGGCAGGAGUCCUCGUAUUGAUUGUCAUCCCCAGCACAGUGAAGCUCAGCAGAUCUGCAGUCGAGCACUGUUGUUUCUUAAUAUCUCAGAAGUUGCUGGAUGUGGAUGGUACAUCAUUAACUGCUGCCCACUGCACGAAAACGCUCGUCGCGUCAGCUUCAGCGGGUAACCCGACCCUUCGGCAGUGUGUGCGGCUUUUGAUACCUGCCCUGGUCGAAUUCAUCGCCAAGAUGGCACCUCAAGCGCAUGAAGGGUCGAUAACGGAGCCUCAAGCAGCCGCGAUCAUUGGGGAGACCUGUAAGGCCUUUUCCAUCUCUUCAACACUGUGCACGUGUCUUGGGUGUCUUAUUACCCUCCUGCUCGUCAGCAAUGGUGCGAGCACACAAGCACUAAGUGCGCCGAUAUCUACACAGGCUAUGACCCAGCUACUUACGUAUGCUAUGGCCUCACGUGCAGGGUUCGAAGAGGCUGCUGGGAAGCUGGAUCCUGCGAUGAGGGAGUUGUUAGAGAAGUCGAUUCGGAGAGCUUUGGGUGGUGUGCAGGGGACGCAGGCUCAGCAGGCUGUGAAGUCACAGAUAUCGCUUCGCUCGUUCUAGUCGUGAGAUUCAAUAUUUUUGAUGUCCUUUUUUAUGUUCGUCGUGGCAGUAAGAUAGAUGUGCAAUUUGUA
Laccaria bicolor S238N-H82 is the source of this 1083-nucleotide messenger RNA. RefSeq lists its product as uncharacterized. NCBI's taxonomy places the organism in Eukaryota, Fungi, Basidiomycota, Agaricomycetes, Agaricales, Hydnangiaceae. Gene Ontology annotation, biological process: retrograde transport, endosome to Golgi; endocytosis; intracellular protein localization. Gene Ontology annotation, cellular component: endocytic vesicle; Golgi apparatus; membrane. Bases 374 to 1012 code for a protein of 212 amino acids. The transcript has 6 exons. The record is from RefSeq and is a predicted model, not a curated record.